AGACUAUUUAAACGGCAUUGACUGCUUCAUCUUUGCUUGUGUAAUAAAUUGCAGCAAGUAUAGCGGAAUACUUUUUUUUAUUUAACUAGAAGUUAUUUUUUUUUAAAAAAAAAGGUCAAAAUGAUCUUUCUUCUGAGCUUGAUGAUCAUUGCAAAAUUAACUUGGAUCAACGGACUUGACAUUUCAUUGGAAAGAGAAUACUAUAUAGAGGGUAGAGAUUUAUUCUGUGCCAAGUUACAUUGUGUGGAGAACACAAGAGAAGAUAAUGAAAUCUCAGCUCUUGUCAACAUGUCAGUCUAUAGGAUCAGUGAAUUAGAGGGAAAGAUUAUGCUGGCGUCUGUAUCAGAAUCAGAUUCAAGAGUUCGAGAUUAUAAUGUAGCUGUAUCAAAAGUUGAUGGAAAGUUUUCAAAGGUGUUUGGAGAGUUGACUGUGUCGUUUACAAAACCUUCAGAUUGUUUUAGUACAGUGUUUGGAUGUGAUGUGUAUUACACAAAUAGAAGGGGUCUCAUUGAGAAGAAAGAGAAUAAAACAAAACCUGUUGUCCAAGAAAAUCGUAAGCCGCUGAUGUUGAUGUCCUUAGAGGCUAAAACUCCAGAGUUUGAUAAAACAAUUGAUAGAAUGUCUGAGUUUCUAAAAACAUUUAAAUAUUCUAAUCUGUUAAACAGUGCUAACUUGAAGAUGAAUUUACAGUUUUUAACAGAUGACAAACAUUCUAACCUUAGUUAUCAUAAAACAGAAUUAACUAAGGAGAAGAGUGAUGAAACCUUAGUUAACCUUACCAAUGCGAUGGAAAGUAGAUUAAACAGCUUGUUAUCUGCCCAAGGAUCUAUAAUUCAGAGACUUGAAAAUCAAAUGAACAACGUUGUUAACAGAUUGAACACCUUAAAUAGCACAAAUCAAGAGCUCACGCAUUUUAAAUACAACUUAACUGAAAACUUACUAAAAUCAAAUCAACAGAUAGAAGCAAAUAAUACAAAACUUCAAAUACAAAUUAGGUCGGUACAAAAUGUUACAAGUCUAUACAGUGUUUUACAAAAGCAACUGGAGAAACUGAACUACAGUGUGGUUAAUGUGUCUUUCGAUGUUCAGAGUUUGUCUCAAAAAUCAAAUGAAAGUGAAACUCUAACAAAAAUCUUGCAAGAUUACAAAAACGUUUUACUAACUUUGACUAAAGAAAUGAUUCAAAAUAGCACAGCGAUAUUGGAACAACGUCAAAAUCUAAGCAUUCAACAACUGGGUGAAAGCAACAAAUUACUGACAGAGACACAGUCAAAGACACUGAAUGAUUUAAAAACAGCUGUAUCACUACUAAACAAUACUGACAUCGAUAUACACGCCAGUAUGGAAGAGAUGAACAAAACCAUUCAAAACCUGAUUACAAAAUCAGAUCAAAUUGGUGUCCAAGUCAAAAGAUUACAUGGAAUUAUUGGCCCUGUGCUUAACGAAAGUGAACACUUAAAAUGUACCAAAAUGAACGAUCGUAUUUUAGUGGACAUGACGUUUACUGGAGUAGAUGUUAACAGAACAUUGUGUGAUAACAAGACUGACGGUGGAGGAUGGAUUAUUAUACAGAGACGUAUCAAAGGUGAUGUGAACUUUACAAGAACUUGGAACGAUUAUAAAAACGGAUUUGGUUCAACAUCUGGAGACUUUUGGAUCGGAAAUAGUGUAAUUUCAAAAUUGACAGAUUUGGGUUAUAAUGAACUCAGAUUUGACAUGAAGUAUAAAGGUACAGACUACUACGCCGUGUACAGAGGUUUUAAGGUAGAAAAUGAAGCAGCAAAGUAUAAGAUGAACUUUACGUCAUUCAGUGAUGGGAAUGUUGAAGACUCGUUUAAAUAUCACAACGGCAUGAAGUUUACAACCAUUGACUCUGAUAACGAUGAGUGGUCAGAUGGCAACUGUGCUGUAGACAGGAGAGGUGGUUGGUGGUAUGAGGGUUGUCACGAUGUUAACGUCAACGGUGAAUGGGCGAGUCGUGUUGUUAUUAAAGGAAUUCAUUGGGCUAGCAUUACAGCCAGGACUGACUCUCUAGACUUUGUUGAGAUGAAACUUCGUCAAAUGUAAACAACCCGAAAACAAUGCUAUGGUAAAAAAUGGAUAUACCGUUAUCAAAUUAUUUAUAUAAUCUUCAGAAACAUAAACAACGUAUCAUAUAUUAAAAUAAAUAGAUGUAAACAUUUAACUAAGGCAAUAUUUUCUUUAUGGAGAGUCUACAUAAUGAGUUUAAAAUUAACGAACAUUAAACCAAACAUUUUAUUUUAAAAAUUGAUUUUUAAAACCACAACAGAUUUUGUUUGGCUAUUAUGAUGUAAUAAAGCCAUGCAUACACUCAUCUGGAAUUGAAAUUCCUCAUAGAUUGACUGUGUGUGUGUUAGCCAUUAAAACAGAAAAAAAACCGACUAUGAUGGUGUCAUUUAUUUCUUGCAUAUUCAUAACUAGUAGUGUAGUUGUCAUCUACCACUAUAUCUUUAAUUAGACAUUCACUCGGAUCGUGUGAAGUUCAACUCCAAUAACGUGUGUAAUUUUUGUGCACUUUUUUUCAAUAACGUUUUUUCGCAUAGUUUUUCGAAAGAUGUAUAAAUGCCAUCCAAAAUCACAUAAAGUAGAUAGUAACUGUUAGUUUGGGAUCUGUAAAGCUUUGUAUUAUAAAUGUGAAAAUUAGGCGGUCAUACAGUAGAAUAAAAUUAGAUUAUUUAAGUAAAUCCUUUGUUUAAGUAGUUAAUAUUUUAUCUAGUGUAUCUCAUAUCUAGCAUGUUUGUUUAUUAAGAAAUCUCUAGUAUCACAUAUAAGUACAUAUUUGUACAAAAUAAAAAUUUAAUUCUGAAUAUGUUUGUAUUACUGAAAUUGGAAUAUUCUUUUAUUAUCGUUUUCAAGGUAUAUAACCAUGUUCUCACAAAUUAAGUGAGUAAUUUUAAUUGUUAUCUCCCGUUAACAAUUUAGUGUCGUUUGUGUUCCAUACCAUAGGCUAGAGAAAUUUCCAAUUACCUAAUUUUAUAAUUGUAUUUGUUUAGUAUGUUUACAUGGACACAAUUAACGGAAAGCAAUUAUAUGCAUUUAUAUACAUCUUUAUUAUAACGUGCACUUAAUUUUUAUAUCAAGCCUUCCUUUGUGUAGUUUAAGGAAUUGUUUGGUUUAUAUAUUUGGUUUAUAUAUUUACAAAUACAUCCGUUUA
Molecule: messenger RNA, 3175 nt
Organism: Physella acuta
Lineage: Eukaryota; Metazoa; Mollusca; Gastropoda; Physidae
Product: angiopoietin-2-like
Source: RefSeq, a predicted model, not a curated record